AAUACAGGCGGUCCGCUACUGCAAACCCUCUUCUCCCGUCGGAUUACAGCCGAGGCACCACGCUAAGGAACGCUUACCGAGCCAUAAAACGUCGAAUAAAGCCAAUAUACCAAAAUGAGUGGACUGCAGUGCCUCGCCUCCGAGAACAUCUGGUUCGACAAACCUCUCUACGAUGAAGCCGAGAAGUGCUUCUACGAGGGAGCCAACGGACCUCCUUCACAGGCCAAAACGGCCCUGCUGCCCAAGGGGCGCCAGCAGAGACCGCGGAACAGAAACUCAUCCUCACAUGCAGGAGGAGACCAGGAGCUGGUUACACGCAUGAAGAGCAUGGAGCUGGAGAACCAUACUCUGCACAAAGUGGUGGCUGAAAUGAGAGCAGCCCUGCAGACGCUGGAGAACAGAGUGGCCACGCUGGAAAAGAGCCCAGCGGGCGUCCCAAGUGCUAAGGCUGCUCCAGUCCAGGCUGUUCCAGUCAAACAGGUGCAAAAUGGAGAUGAUGAAGACGAGGAUGACGACAUGGACUUGUUUGGCAGUGAUGAUGAGGAUGACGAAGAAGCCGAACGCCUUAAGCAGGAGCGCCUGGAUGCCUAUGCCGCCAAGAAGUCCAAGAAACCCACCCUCAUAGCCAAGUCGUCUCUCCUUUUAGACGUCAAGCCCUGGGACGAUGAGACGGACAUGGCCAAGCUGGAGGAGUGUGUGCGCUCGGUGCAGAUGGACGGGCUCCUGUGGGGAGCGUCCAAACUGGUUCCCGUCGGAUACGGCAUCAAGAAGCUGCAGAUCACCUGCGUGAUCGUGGACGACAAAGUUGGCACAGACAUGCUGGAGGAGGAGAUCACCAAGUUUGAGGACUUAAUCCAGAGUAUAGACGUUGCUGCCUUCAAUAAGAUCUAAGCUCCACCAGUUGUUUACCUGCUCCACCAAAGUGUUGCUGCUGCUCCCUGCUUGCAUGUUGAUUAAAAUAUUAAGUUUUGAGCAAAUUC
Messenger RNA from Trematomus bernacchii (emerald rockcod), 980 nucleotides. It is a transcript of the gene eef1da, whose product is annotated as eukaryotic translation elongation factor 1 delta a (guanine nucleotide exchange protein). Lineage: Eukaryota; Metazoa; Chordata; Actinopteri; Perciformes; Nototheniidae. Gene Ontology annotation, molecular function: guanyl-nucleotide exchange factor activity; translation elongation factor activity. The record is from RefSeq and is a predicted model, not a curated record. Gene Ontology annotation, biological process: translational elongation. The transcript is spliced from 8 exons. Gene Ontology annotation, cellular component: cytosol; eukaryotic translation elongation factor 1 complex. Bases 115 to 891 code for a protein of 258 amino acids.